AUGUGCUACGCUGUCAUAAAAAUAGCAUCAAAUUUUGCACUUUUCCAUGCUAUGACUACAUAUUGCGAGGGUGUGGGGGAAUUCAGUUACUUGCAACACUACUCGAGCUUAUUUACUGAUCAAAUCAAGUCAUGCAAACUCCUAGAAAAUGCUGAGAAAGUUUAUGAAUUACAAAUUUGA
Clunio marinus is the source of this 180-nucleotide messenger RNA. Lineage: Eukaryota; Metazoa; Arthropoda; Insecta; Diptera; Chironomidae. The record is from the annotation of a GenBank genome assembly.